AUGGAGAAAUCAAAUAUUUUUGUGAUAGGAAACAAUCAAGUGAAUGAAGAGAAGCCUCCACGACGUGUUUUUCCAAGGUGUAACUCAGACAACACCAAGUUCAGUUAUUACAACAACUAUAGGGUGUCUCAACCGCGCUACUUCUGCAAAAACUGUCACCGACACUGGACUCAUGGUGGAACGCUAAGGGACAUACCGAUUGGUGGAAGUGGCCGUAAAACCAAGCGUCCAAAGAUAAAUCAACCUUCUGUUUCUCAGGUAGUUUCUGUUGAGAUCCAACAAGUUAAUCACCAUCAACCUUUCUUACAUGUUCAAGAAACCAAUGAGUUUACUGGAACUUCUGAUUCUUCUUCUUCUACUGUUGUUCCUGCUGGGAACCAUUUCAGUUCUUUACCUGAAAUUCAUGGUGAUAUGGUGCUUCCAGUUCAAAGUUUUCCACCAUUGGAUUGUUUAGAUUUCUCUGAUGAAUCGUUUUACCAAGAUUAUUGUGAUGUUGAAUCCAAUGCUUUGAUUGGUAAUCCUUUGAUAAACCAACCGAUUGGUGGUCAUGUAAAUAAUUAUAACAAUUACUGA
This is a messenger RNA of Eutrema salsugineum, 573 nucleotides long. Its product is annotated as dof zinc finger protein DOF4.4. Gene Ontology annotation, biological process: regulation of DNA-templated transcription. Bases 1 to 573 code for a protein of 190 amino acids. Gene Ontology annotation, molecular function: DNA binding; DNA-binding transcription factor activity. NCBI's taxonomy places the organism in Eukaryota, Viridiplantae, Streptophyta, Magnoliopsida, Brassicales, Brassicaceae. The record is from RefSeq and is a predicted model, not a curated record. The transcript has a single exon.